Messenger RNA from Tripterygium wilfordii, 2535 nucleotides. RefSeq names its product KH domain-containing protein HEN4-like. The coding region runs from base 206 to 2308 and encodes 700 amino acids. NCBI's taxonomy places the organism in Eukaryota, Viridiplantae, Streptophyta, Magnoliopsida, Celastrales, Celastraceae. Gene Ontology annotation, cellular component: cytoplasm; nucleus. Gene Ontology annotation, biological process: regulation of gene expression. Gene Ontology annotation, molecular function: mRNA binding. The transcript has 8 exons. The record is from RefSeq and is a predicted model, not a curated record.
CUCUUGAUCGAGCCCUACCGUACCAAGGUGCACUGCGCUUCUCUCUCGUCUCAACUGCGCACACACUCUCUCGCUCCCCCGUCUCUAAUCUACAUCUCCGUCUUACGGAUGGAAAUCGCCAAUUCUAGCGAGGGGCAAUCAGUCUUCAUCUAGCAUACUGCGUAGACUGAACCUCUCCGUUUCUCUUGGCGGUUCUUGCCGUAGAAUGGAUGAUAAGAAAAGGAAAUUUUUCAAGAGGCAUCCUGACAACCAGUUCAAGAGAAAAGGGAGUAAUAAGAGAGGAAGAUGGAACGAUUCUAGCCAUGAGCGUUAUUUGGGGAAUGCUGAAUCUGCUGAUACAGUCUAUCGAGUACUCUGCCCUUCUAGGAAAAUUGGUGGUGUUAUCGGAAAGGGGGGCGGCAUUAUCAGAGCCCUAAGGGAAGAGACUCGUGCAAAGAUCACCGUUGCUGAUUCUGUUGCGGGUUCGGAUGAGAGAGUAAUCAUCAUCUAUAGCUCUCCUGAAAAUAUUUCAAGGAAACAGAAUAGUGAUGAGGAUUCAGCUCUAGAGAAUGAACAACUGCGCAUGGAGCCACACUGUGCUGCCCAGGAUGCCAUCCUAAAAGUUCAUGACAGGAUUGUUGAGGAAGAUCUUUUUGGUGGAAUGGCAUCUGAUGAUGAUAAUGAAGACAGUGUUGUUACGGCACGCCUUUUAGUCCCUAACAAUAUGGUGGGGUGCCUUCUGGGAAAAGGUGGAGAUGUUAUUCAAAGAUUGCGAAGUGAGACAGGUGCAAGUAUUCGUGUUCUUCCUUCAGACCAUCUUCCUCCCUGUGCUAUGAGCACUGAUGAACUCGUGCAGAUAUCUGGAAAACAAAUGCUCGUUAAGCGGGCUCUAUAUGAAGUGUCCACUCUAUUGCAUCAGAAUCCACGCAAGGACAAACCUCCUAUUGGUCUUCCUAUACCUCAUGGGGGCCAAAAUUUCCAUACUUCUGGCGCACCCAUUCCAAAUAUGCCCCCUCCAAGAAAUUCCAUGUACCCACAUCGGAAUUCUCCCCCCCAUGGAGUGCCGCCUAUGCCUUGGAUGGGAGGAUAUGGAACUCAGCCUUCUGGAUUUGGACCUGGUGUUCACCCUGGACAUGGUGAGGAAGCUUCAGCUGAGUUUUCGAUGAAAAUUUUGUGCCCAGCUGGGAAAAUUGGUGGGGUGAUUGGCAAGGGAGGCUUUAACGUGAAACAAAUACAACAGGAGACAGGAGCCAGUAUUCAUGUCGAAGAUGCUUUAAUAGAGUCAGAUGAACGCAUAAUUCGUGUCUCUGCUUUUGAGGCUACUUGGAACCCAAGGUCGCAAACCAUCGAGGCAAUCCUUCAGCUACAGAACAAAACAAGUGAAAUGUCUGAGAAAGGUACUGUUACUACUAGACUACUUGUUCCUUCCAGUAAGGUGGGUUGCAUCCUGGGGCAAGGAGGUCAGGUUAUCAAUGAGAUGAGGAGGAGAACCCGGGCAGAUAUUCGUGUUUACUCCAAAGAUGACAGGCCCAAGAGUGCAUCUCAAGAUGAAGAGCUUGUACAGAUAUCUGGAAACAUUGGUGUAUCAAAAGAUGCUUUGGCAGAAAUAGCUUCAAGGCUUAGAAUGAGAACCCUAAGAGAUUCAAAACCUGGAGCAGAACCUGCUCAAGGUGGAGCUGUCCGGGGAUAUGGCGCCCCUGGAAGGUUACAUAGCGGUGGACCCUCACCACCUCGGCCAAUGAGAGCUGGCAUUACUGAUGGAUAUGAUCACCCAAGGGGUGAUCGACAAGAAUAUGGGCGUCAGAGUUAUCCAGUACCUCCUGCUGCUACUGGAUAUUCCAAUAUAAACCACACUGUGGAUUCUAAGGCGACAUACAACCUAAUUGGCUCUGCUGUUGGUGGUGGGCGUAGCAACAUCUCAAACAUUGGUGAGGAUUCUGAAGCGAGAUUGAAGCUACAAGAAAUUCUAUCUGGUGGCUCUGAUGGCAGAGUUGAGAUUCAUGGAUCUUCUGACCAUUUCACGGCCCAACAAGGAGUUGUCCAGUCUUACACAGCUUCUGCUGGACAAAGCAUCAAUUUUCAUCAAACCUCCUACCCGAAUAUGAGUCCUUAUCAAAACCCACGUUCUCAACAAAGCCACGGUGACAAGGUGAAUGCACAGGAAAGCCCCUACCAAACCAUGAAUGCACGGCAAAGUCCCUAUCAGAACACGAAUAUGCAGCAAGGCUCUUAUGUGGUUAAUGCUCAGCAAAGCACCUACCCAGGUGUCAAUGUUCCUGAAAUUGCCUACAAUAACUUAAGCGCACAGCACGGUGCCUACCAGUACUGACCUCUUGUUUAAACAUUUUUGUACAAUAUCUUGCCAUCAAGUCCUCGUAAUUCGAUAGUUAACAGUUAUUUGUUUGAUUCUAAAUACAUUCUAGAGGUUAUUCAAGCUGUUGUAGACAAGAGAGAUCUCCAGCUGUGAUAUGCUCACUAGCUAUAAAUGUUUUCGUACUGUACUGGCAUAUUGUUCACUAUCCUAAAUCUGGAUUUCUGUAGACAAUUCAGAUGUUA